Messenger RNA from Camellia sinensis, 709 nucleotides. The record is from RefSeq and is a predicted model, not a curated record. NCBI's taxonomy places the organism in Eukaryota, Viridiplantae, Streptophyta, Magnoliopsida, Ericales, Theaceae.
UUUUCCAUGAGCACAAGAAAUUUGAGUCUAAUUGAAAUGAAAAUUCUCUUAUGAAUCGAUGGUCAACCAUUCAACUUGCCAUGAAUAAGUUUUGUGGGUGCUAUGCCCAAAUUGAAUCAUUGCAUCAAAGUGGCAUAAAUGAGGAUGACAAGAUUUGCAAGGCGAAAAUUAUGUACAAGGAACUCAAGAAAUCUACAUUCCAAUUCGAACACUGCUGGAUUAUGUUAAGGGAUCAACCAAAAUGGGUGGUAGAGUCUGAGAAGAAAAAACAACAAAAAAGACCAAGAACAGGGACAACCUCUUCUCCUUGUACUCCGAAUUUGAUAAAUCUAGGGGAAGACGAUGUCUCACCUAAUGCUUUCGUAGACUUGGAGAGACCAACCGGUAGGAAGGCUGAAAAGAAGCGAUUGAAUAAACGAAAGAACAAAGAAAGCGUACAUUCGAGUAUUACAAAAACUUUGGAGGACACCAAGCAAGACAAAAAGAAAAAUGAUUGACAAGAAAAUUGAAAUGAUUGACAAAGUGUACGUUCAAAAACAAGUGGAACUUCGUAUUAUGCAAGAAAAGCAUAAGGUGGAACUUGAAAAGCAUGAAAUGAAACUUUUCAAAGAGGACGAAAGAGUUAUUUUGAUGGAUCUCAAUGGCUUAAAGGAAAUCCAACAAGAAUUUUAUCGUGCUCGGCAGAUGGAAAUCAUUAAGAAAAGAAGAA